ACAAACCGGUUAGCAUGAAUGGAAAUUACAUCAAUUGAUUUUGGUUCCGGUUCGAUUUUACUAAACCGGAAAUCAUAUAUUCAUCAUACCGAGCGAAACGGGGUGAUGUGAAACGGCGAUGAUCAGGAAGCAAACCAACGACCGAACCGCUACUCGUCACCGUCCAAAACUAUGGCAGAACUGCACAAAUCUCCGAUCUUUGAAGCAAAUUCACGCUUUCAUGAUCCUUAACGGACUCAUGUCCGAUCUCUCCAUUGUCGGAGAGCUAAUCUACUCAGCCUCCUUGUCUGUCCCCGGCGCGCUUCCGUAUGCACACAAGCUGUUCGACGUAAUUCCAAAACUAGACGUAUCCAUAUGCAACCACGUGCUGCGCGGCUCUUCUCAGAGCGUGAAACCAGCAAAGACUGUCUCUUUGUAUAAAGAGAUGGAGAAACGUGGCGUGAGGCCUGAUAGGUACACGUUCACGUUCGUUCUCAAGGCCUGCUCGAGGCUUGAGUGGAGGAGUAACGGUUUUGCGUUUCAUGGGAAAGUAAUGAGACAUGGGUUUGCUUCCAACGAGUAUGUCAAGAACGCUUUGAUUCUUUUUCACGCUAACUGCGGAGAUUUGGGGAUUGCGAGCGAGCUUUUUGAUGACUCUGCUAAAGCUCAUAAGGUUGCUUGGUCUUCUAUGACCUCUGGGUAUGCUAAGAGAGGGAAGAUAGAUGAGGCUAUUAAGGUUUUCGACGAAAUGCCGGAGAAGGAUCAGGUUGCUUGGAACGUUAUGAUUACUGGUUGUUUGAAGUGUAGGGAGAUGGAUAGAGCGAGAGAGCUUUUCGAUAGGUUUAAGGAGAAAGAUGUUGUGACGUGGAACGCAAUGAUAUCAGGUUAUGUGAGUUGCGGGUGCCCUAAGGAGGCUUUGAGUAUAUUCAAGGAGAUGAGGGAUGCUGGUGAGCAUCCAGACGUUGUGACGGUGCUGAGUUUGUUGUCUGCUUGUGCGGACUUGGGAGACUCUGAGACCGGGAAGAGAAUCCAUCUCUACGUCUUGGAAACGGCUUCGGUUUCGAGGUCCAUGUAUAUAGGCACUCCCGUUUGGAAUGCUUUGAUCGACAUGUAUGCAAAGUGCGGAAGCAUAGACAGCGCGAUCCAAGUGUUCAGAGCGAUGAAAGAGCGAGACUUGUCGUCUUGGAACACUUUGAUCGUUGGUUUGGCUCUGCAUCUCGCAGAGGGAUCGAUCGAAAUGUUUGAAGAGAUGCAGAGGUUGAAAGUGUGGCCGAACGAGGUGACGUUCAUCGGAGUUAUAUUAGCUUGCAGCCACUCUGGGAGAGUUGAUGAAGGGCGUCAGUAUUUUCGACUUAUGAAGGAUGUGUACAAGAUUGAACCGAACAUAAAGCAUUAUGGGUGUAUGGUAGAUAUGUUGGGGCGAGCGGGGCUGUUAGAGGAGGCGUUCAUGUUUGUUGAGUCGAUGGAGAUUGAGCCUAACGCUAUUGUGUGGAGAACUCUUUUGGGUGCUUGUAGGAUUUAUGGGAAUGUGGAGUUAGGGAAGUAUGCAAAUGAGAAACUGCUCAGUAUGAGAAAAGGGGAGAGUGGUGACUAUAUGUUGCUCUCAAAUAUAUAUGCUUCCACAGGUGAGUGGGAGAGAGUGCAGAAAGUAAGGAAGAUGUUUGAUGAUACAGGAGUGAAAAAACCGAGUGGAUUCAGUUUGGUCGAGGAGGAUGAUGAUAAAUUGAUGAUGAGAUAUCUACUCUCAUCAUAAAAAAUAGGUGUUGUUCUUGUCAUCAUCAUCUAUUAUGUUGAUUUCAUGAUUCUGGAUUUAGCAUAGAUUAUAUAAUGUUAAAAAGGAGAAUUUGAUAUUGUGGAACCUGAUGGUUACAUAAA
This is a messenger RNA of Brassica oleracea var. oleracea, 1854 nucleotides long. RefSeq names its product pentatricopeptide repeat-containing protein At5g15300. Gene Ontology annotation, biological process: RNA modification. NCBI's taxonomy places the organism in Eukaryota, Viridiplantae, Streptophyta, Magnoliopsida, Brassicales, Brassicaceae. The transcript has a single exon. The coding region runs from base 119 to 1732 and encodes 537 amino acids. The record is from RefSeq and is a predicted model, not a curated record. Gene Ontology annotation, molecular function: RNA binding; protein binding.